GUAAAGCCUUAAGCAUGUCGCAACUGUAGCGUACAAUUGGUGCUGAUGGCAGCAUGAGUGACAUGGCGCAGUCCCCUCUUUGCAUGGCUUACGCGAAAGAAGUGUGAGGCUAUGAAUUUCGCCAGUUUUGUUGCGAGAAUCGAGCCAAUGAGGUGCAUUCGCGUUCGGAAUCAGGGGCUGCUAGGCUGGUGGUUACUGGUAAUGAUGAACGCUCCGGUUUUUGGUAAAGCAUUCGGGGUAUGGCGAAAAAUCCGAAAACCAUCUUCUAAUGAUAGGAUUGGCCAUCCUCUGAAGAAGAUUGUUUUCGUUCCCGUCGGCUCUUCCCUUUGGGCGCCUGACUAGUCAUCAGCGCGGUCAUUGUGGAAGGUAUGUCGGUGGGUUUGCUUUUUAAUCGCAACAAAGGUAAAUGAAAAAUAAAAAAGUGGGCUUAAUGUCCUGUGGACG
Radiomyces spectabilis is the source of this 444-nucleotide messenger RNA. RefSeq lists its product as uncharacterized. The record is from RefSeq and is a predicted model, not a curated record. Bases 112 to 342 code for a protein of 76 amino acids. The transcript has 4 exons. Lineage: Eukaryota; Fungi; Mucoromycota; Mucoromycetes; Mucorales; Radiomycetaceae.